AUGAGUUUGGACCGUCAAGAGCCUCCGAGGUCCGGAGCUCCAAUCAAUGAGCUCUCACCCGUCUCAUCAACACCAUCUGGUCCAGGGGAGGAAACCCUGCCUAGGAACAAUUCUUCCUUGGAGGCAAUUAGAAACGGGCUUGCUGAGCCUGUUACUGCCGCCUUCAUAGGUGGUGGAGUGGCCGGUGCCGUAUCGAGAACAAUCGUUUCCCCUCUAGAGCGCCUAAAGAUAUUGUACCAGGUACAAAGUGCCGGAAGGGAGGAAUACAAAUUGUCCGUAUGGAGAGCCCUGGUCAAGAUGGGUCGUGAGGAGGGAUGGAGGGGAUUUAUGCGAGGUAAUGGGACCAACUGCAUCCGUAUAAUCCCCUAUUCUGCGGUGCAGUUUGGCAGCUACAACUUCUACAAGAAGUUUUUUGAACCGUCCCCUGGAGCCGAACUGACACCAAUCCGUCGUCUCGUCUGCGGGGGUAUUGCCGGGAUCACGUCAGUAACGUUUACUUAUCCACUGGAUAUAGUCCGAACAAGACUUUCGAUUCAAUCAGCUUCUUUCGCUGCUCUUGGUAAGCGGUCUGGCGAGAAGUUACCUGGUAUGUUCGAAACUAUGGUUCGGAUGUAUAAAAUGGAGGGCGGAUUUCUUGCUUUGUAUAGAGGUAUCAUUCCGACAGUUGCUGGAGUUGCCCCAUAUGUGGGCCUCAAUUUUAUGACGUACGAGUCAGUGCGAGAAUACCUGACUCCCGAAGGCGACAAGAACCCCAGUCCGUACCGUAAACUCCUAGCUGGUGCAAUUUCAGGAGCAGUUGCUCAGACUUGCACGUAUCCAUUUGAUGUUUUGCGGCGCCGUUUCCAGAUAAAUACCAUGUCUGGGAUGGGUUAUCAGUACUCAUCCAUCUGGGACGCGGUGAGGCUCAUAGUGGCUGAAGAAGGCCUCCGAGGUCUAUAUAAGGGCAUUGUCCCUAAUCUGCUCAAAGUAGCACCCAGCAUGGCAAGUAGUUGGCUGAGCUUCGAGCUGACACGAGAUUUCCUCACGUAUUCUCCUUGUAUAGGUAUCGACUUGGACCGUCACCAUGUGCGCAGCACCCACCGCAAGGCACCCAAGAGCGACAAUGUCUACCUCCAGCUCUUGGUGAAGCUGUACCGCUUCCUUGCCCGUCGUACCGACGCCAACUUCAACAAGGUCGUGCUCCGCCGCCUUUUCAUGUCCCGGAUCAACCGUCCCCCUGUCUCUCUUUCGCGUCUGGUUUCCAACAUUACCGAGCCGCACAAGGGCAAGACUGUUGUUGUGAUCGGAACCGUCACUGACGACAACCGUCUCCUUACCGUUCCCAAGCUGUCGGUUGCUGCUCUCCGUUUCACUGCCACCGCUCGCGCCAGAAUCGAGAAGGCUGGUGGUGAGACUUUGACUCUGGACCAGCUUGCUCUCCGUGCUCCCACUGGUGCCAACACUCUGCUCCUCCGUGGACCCAAGAACGCCCGUGAGGCUGUUAAGCACUUCGGCUUCGGUCCCCACAGUGGCAAGAAGCCGUACGUUGAGAGCAAGGGCCGCAAGUUCGAGCGGGCUCGUGGUCGCAGAAGGUCUCGUGGUUUCAAGGUCUAG
Paecilomyces variotii is the source of this 1593-nucleotide messenger RNA. Its product is annotated as solute carrier family 25 member 42. Gene Ontology annotation, biological process: translation; transmembrane transport. The transcript has 8 exons. Gene Ontology annotation, molecular function: structural constituent of ribosome. Bases 1 to 1593 code for a protein of 530 amino acids. Gene Ontology annotation, cellular component: ribosome. Lineage: Eukaryota; Fungi; Ascomycota; Eurotiomycetes; Eurotiales; Thermoascaceae. The record is from RefSeq and is a predicted model, not a curated record.